Molecule: messenger RNA, 3241 nt
Organism: Castor canadensis (American beaver)
Lineage: Eukaryota; Metazoa; Chordata; Mammalia; Rodentia; Castoridae
Source: RefSeq, a predicted model, not a curated record
CGCGCUCCCCCUCCUCCGGCUGCUCGGGCGGAGCUGCUGCUGCUGCUGCGCCGGCCUUGGGCUCGUCGUCCCCUCCCGGCCGGGGAACCCCGGAGCCUCUCCGCUCUCGGGCCGAGACCAUGAGGAAGUUCAACAUCAGGAAGGUGCUGGACGGCCUGACCGCCGGCUCGUCCUCGGCCUCGCAGCAGCAGCAGCAGCAGCAGCACCCGCCGGGGAACCGGGAGCCCGAGAUCCAGGAGACGCUCCAGUCCGAGCACUUCCAGCUCUGCAAGACUGUUCGCCAUGGAUUUCCCUAUCAGCCCUCAGCUCUGGCCUUUGAUCCUGUACAGAAGAUCCUGGCGGUGGGAACUCAGACUGGUGCUUUAAGGCUCUUUGGUCGUCCAGGAGUAGAAUGUUACUGCCAACAUGACAGCGGAGCUGCAGUAAUCCAGCUCCAGUUCCUGAUUAACGAGGGAGCGCUUGUGAGUGCCUUGGCUGAUGACACCUUACACUUGUGGAAUUUACGUCAAAAAAGGCCUGCUGUACUACAUUCACUCAAAUUUUGCAGAGAAAGGGUUACAUUUUGCCAUCUGCCUUUCCAGAGUAAGUGGCUCUAUGUAGGCACUGAACGAGGUAAUAUACAUAUUGUUAAUGUGGAGUCCUUCACACUCUCAGGCUACGUCAUUAUGUGGAAUAAAGCCAUUGAACUGUCAUCUAAAUCUCACCCAGGACCUGUUGUACAUAUAAGUGAUAAUCCAAUGGAUGAGGGAAAGCUUUUGAUUGGCUUUGAAUCUGGAACAGUAGUCUUAUGGGAUCUCAAGUCGAAGAAAGCUGACUACAGAUACACAUAUGAUGAGGCUAUCCACUCUGUUGCUUGGCAUCAUGAAGGAAAACAGUUUAUUUGCAGUCAUUCAGAUGGCACUUUGACUAUAUGGAAUGUGAGGUCCCCUGCCAAGCCUGUACAGACAAUCACUCCACAUGGAAAGCAGUUAAAGGAUGGGAAGAAGCCAGAGCCAUGCAAACCUAUCCUCAAGGUGGAAUUCAAAACGACUAGAUCUGGGUGAGCUGGAAGCAUGGCUCAAGUGGUAGAGUGCCCACCUAGCAAGUGUGAAGUCCUGAGUUCAAACCCCAGUACUGCAAAAAUAAAUAAAUAUUUAAAAAAAAUUGGUAAAAUGUAAAAGCAUACUUAUUAGCCAUCCUUGAAAUACCACAUAUACAAUACUUGGCCAAUGUGUUCUACUCUGUUAAAAUUGAGAAAUAUUAGUUCCCCAUUAAAUUUUUUACCUUCUUUAUGGUAUUUAAUAUAUUCAGUUGUUUGUUAUAUUUUAAGGCAUAGCAGAGAAUCGAUACAUCCUUUUUAUUCAUUCUAUGUAAUAAAAACAAAAGAAAUUAAAUAUAUUUUCCUGAUCACAGCCAUGGUAAUCACAGUAUGCUGAGAAGAUGAAACAAUAGGCGUAUAAAUGUGAUUUAGUUAGGAUAAAUUUCACUCUCCUGCAGUUUUGCUGGAAAAGUAAUAUUACCCAAAUCAGUUUAGUAGUGAUUUAUAAAUAAUAGCUAGAGAAUGAUUAGUAUAACACUCAUUCAUUCAUUUAAAAAAAUAGGUAAUUGGUACCUUCUGUGUCUGGCACUGUUCCAGACAUUGUUUUGAUACAACAUUGAACAAAACACAAAAAAACCCUGCUUCCUGGAGGAUAUAUUUGAAUGAGAAAAACAUUAAGCAAAAAUUAUUUCUAGUUGUGGAAAGAAAGGAAGGUAAGAUAAAUGAGGGUGUAGUUUUGCUAAACAGUCAUAUAAACAAACACAUAUGUACAUGUCUUUUAUGUAUUAUAUUAGGUAGAAUGUUUAUUAAAGUAAUUAUAUUACUUGCCCUAAUAUUUAUAUUUAUUUAUAAGACACAUACCUGUAUAAUUACUAAUCUAACUAAUUAAAUUUUAAUGGCUUAUUCUUAUUUUAGAUAAAAAUAAACGUAAUUUAGUAGUUUCAAUUUUUUUCUGCACGUACAAUGAAGGAAAAUUUUCAUUAUUGUUAGGAUUUGGCUAUAUUGACAAUAAUAAUAGGUAGCUGAGGGUUUAAGAAUUGUCUAAGGGGAGGUACAUCUCCAUUUUAUAAAUGUAUAAACCAGACACAGAGCUUAAGCAUCUUGUCCAAGAUCACACAGAAAGCAAAACCAUACUUGAGAUUUAAAUGCAGAGUUUAAUUCUAGAACUAGCACAUUUAACUAUUAGAUAUUAUUACAUACUGCUUAUGAUAGAAGAGAAGACUUUAAAAAUCCUGUAAGUAGAAAAGAAAGGGAUAACGUUAACAAUGGAUGAGGAAGAAAAUAGAUAUACUGGCUUUAGAGUAAGCCUUAAAUACGAAGAACUCAUAAAGAGAUGCAAGAAAAUCACAUGUAAAAAAUUUAAAUCAUCUCUGUGAUGUAUAAAAAGUAACUUCAGUACUAAAAAUGUUAUGAAAAGUCAAAGAUACAGAAAUAUGCCAGGUAUACCUAGAUAACUCAUUUAGUUUUAGUAAUAACUGUUAGGGAGAGAGAGUAAGGAAGUUAACAGAGUUGUGGAACUGGCAGCAGGAGUACGCAGGUGGCAAGCUGGAAGCUGAUAGGCUGUACGUUGGGAGCUGAGGUUUGAAGGUAUAUCUGCCAGGGUUCCAGAAAAAAUUAAGGCCUACAGAAAAUUACCUGAGUGACUCCUUUCUUGGUUGUCAAGGGUGAUUUGUAGUUAGUACAGUUCUUGAUGGAUCCUUGUAAGGUGAGUGUAUUAAAUACCUCAUGGCAUUAAAGUUUUCUCUAGCUUUUGUUUGAGUAGCCCUGGGUAGGACUGGAAGUAAAAGUCAUCCUUUCAAGAGACUUAUCUACAGAAACCCAGAGGAAAUUUUAUGACAGUUUUCUAUAGGAAAUAAAAUGCUUUAAGGACAAAAGGGAGAUAAGAGAGUCAAAGUGGUCCAUGUUCAUUUUUGUUAUUGUUUAAUUUUCAGGAAUUUACCUGUGUCUGAACGUAAAUAAAAAAUUCCAAAUGUGAUUAUUUAGUUAUUUGAUGUAUAAAAAUUUUAGAAAAUAAGGUUUUGUUAUUUCACUACAUAAAAACAUGAUUCAGAGAGCAAAUAGUCUUCACUAUGCUGUUUAUAAUCCUAACUGCAUUCUGUUUCCAGGGAACCUUUUAUUAUUUUAUCAGGAGGUUUGUCAUAUGAUACUGUAGGAAGAAGACCUUGCUUAACAGUGAUGCAUGGAAAAAGUACUGCUGUACUGGAAAUGGACUAUUCAAUUGUU